GUACCAAUGCUGAUGCGGCGGUUGGGCUCGUCUGACUCUGGGACCUUCUUUGCAAGAUCGUCAAACGGAGUAUUCUGGAACUUCGAUACUCUUUUAUUUGUACCGAGCGCUGUGUGAAGGUUUUGCGAGGUUUGCAGGUACUCAGGGAAGUUAGAGAAGAAACGCUCGGAGUUUGUGACGAUGGGGUGGUUUACGAACCUUGUGGUGGUGAUGUCCUGCGUUGCCGGGGGGCUGGUGCUCUAUCCGGUGCAGGUCACGGACAUUGGUGCAGCGGAACAAGCGGCCGUUACUGUGUCUGGGAUUGUCCGGCUGGUGCACUUGUUAAGCUUCGCUACUGCGUUUGGAACAGCUGUUUGGGCGUCCUUCAUCGGAGGUAUCAUCAUGUUUAAGAACUUGCCCAGACACCAGUUCGGCAACUUGCAAGCCAAAAUGUUUCCAGCUUACUUCAAGCUUCUGACAGUGUGUUGCUCCCUAUGCGUGAGUGCUAUGGCUACCACUCAUCCUUGGUUGAGUGCCACGAGAAGAGAGCGCUUACAGAUCGUAGCUCUGGGAGUGUCGCUCUUCACAGUAGUUUUCAACUUGUUGGUUUUUCAGCCUCUGACUGUCAAGAUUAUGAAGCAAAGGCAUAAGAUUGAGAAAGACAGUGGGAUUGGAUCUGAAGUUGGGCGGUCGAAGAACCUCGAGGUGGCCAAGUCCAACCCAGAAUUGGCAAAGAUAAACAAAACCUUCGGCAUGGUUCAUGGUUUCUCUUCACUUGCCAACAUCUUCUGUUUCGGUGGUCUGGCAUUCCAUUCUUGGUACAUUGCCUCCCGAAUGCUGCUUUAGAUGAACCAUUCAGCACGUAGCUGGACUGUUUUCCUUCGUAAAACCUACAACAUCUUCAUUCUACUUCAAAUUUGAAUGUUGAUUCUAACCUCGCUUGAAGCCCUUGUGAAGACAUUCAGUAGCCAUGGAAUGGGUGCAUUUCAUGUCUACGCUUGCCCAUGUUCAAUAUUCUUUGGAGGUUGUGAGUGAUUCCAGUACUUCAAGCUCAGUUAGCAAUUUAAAAGCAUGUUUACUAUGAUUUGUUUACCUUGUGAGUCAGAUCUUCAUGUUGGCUCUUGACAAAGUCUUUGCUUUUGUGGUGUGUGACUUCGACACUAUGUUGCUCGAAUUAUAACUCAAAGGUAGAUUUAGUGUGUGUUCACUCUGACUUUCUUCAAUCAAGAAUCAUAGAAUGUUUUCCUUUUUAA
Physcomitrium patens is the source of this 1232-nucleotide messenger RNA. RefSeq lists its product as uncharacterized. NCBI's taxonomy places the organism in Eukaryota, Viridiplantae, Streptophyta, Bryopsida, Funariales, Funariaceae. The record is from RefSeq and is a predicted model, not a curated record.